Messenger RNA from Aspergillus welwitschiae, 2212 nucleotides. RefSeq names its product putative RGS domain protein (Rax1) (gene rgsB). The record is from RefSeq and is a predicted model, not a curated record. Gene Ontology annotation, cellular component: plasma membrane. Lineage: Eukaryota; Fungi; Ascomycota; Eurotiomycetes; Eurotiales; Aspergillaceae. Gene Ontology annotation, biological process: intracellular protein localization. The transcript is spliced from 3 exons. The coding region runs from base 547 to 1665 and encodes 372 amino acids.
CUCGCUUUUACCCUUGGCUUCGUCAAUCUCUUUUCCCCUCCUUCUCUUCUUCUUCUUCUGGCUCUUGCUCUUGCUGCUGCCUGUGAAUCCACUUCCCGAGCCUCUCCUGGAUGGCUUGUGUCGCAACUUCCUGACCUCUCCUGCAGUCGGUCGGCUGUUUUGUUUACUGCCUCGGAUUACCUCACGACCCUCUGCAGGGCCUCCUGGCUUGCACAUAAGCCUCAAUUCGUCCCCGUAUCGCUGCAAUCUCAUGCCCGAGUGCUGAACUCCAACUGUUUGACCGUCCUUCUUUUUUUAUCGUCUCGUCUCGCCAGCCUUUUCCUCGAUCAGCUACAGACAAAACACGCGCCGGAUCCCUUCCCAAUUGCUCUUUCGACUCCUUUGUCCACCCCCGUUCCUAACUCAAAUCCGACGUUCGCUCGUUCCCCUUUUUGGCCCCUCAUCGCGACGCAGCUCCUUCGAGCUUGACUCAGAAAGAGAGAGAGAGAAAAAAAAACAUCCAACACCUACCCUUCAGCAAGAGAGAUUCCCAACACUCGUUCCACCAUGGCGUCGCCGUCUCUUUCCAGCUUGGAGCAGCGCAAUCGCCUCCCCACGCUCUUCGAAGUCCUCAGUCGCCGGACCCUCGCUCCCGUCGACCUGUUUUCCUUCUAUAUCUAUAUGCGGGACCAGCAGCGCUCGGUGGAUUAUCUGGACUUCUGGCUCGAUGUCUCGCAACACAUGUCCCUCUGUCGUCAUUACGUUCGGGAACUACGUCGGUCCGUUUUGGUAGCUACGCCUGAUCUUGAGAAGGCCGACAGCAAAGGCUCUUCCGGCGCAUUGGAUAAUAUCGAGCAUUACAAUGACAUCCCGCUUGUGGAAGCAGGACCGUCCAACUCGCGCCAUGGAUUAAACGAUGUGGGCGACCGGGAUGCUGACCAGAGACUGUCGGCGUUUCUCCGCUCUGAAGGUCAAACAUCCGGACACUCGCCUCAAAGCAGUCUUGGUUCGCAGAAUGUUGCUCGCGUCACCUCGAAUGAGCAGCCGCCUCGGGACAGUUCUGGAACACGGAAUGACUCGCCUUCUCCAGGCCACACGGUGGCACGUGCCGAUAUUCGCGCCAGCGCAGAGAAGAUUCUGUAUACGUACCUGCUUCCGGGGGCAGAGAGAGAAAUCGUUCUGCCCGAGGAGAUGGUAUCCGGCAUCAUCAAUCUGAUCGAGGACGACGGCAGAGAUGAUCCUGAAGUAUUUGAUCCGGCGAAAGACUAUGUCUUUCAGGCAAUGGAGCGCGACGCUUUUCCAGGGUUCUUGCAGGCCAAAGCUUUGGGAAAUCUAGUCCCCUUGACGAUCCUCGCACGACUGGCGUUUGCCCUUAUCAGCUUCGGUGGAGGCUUCUGGGGCGCAUUCUACGUGGUUCUCCGGGACAAACCCCGGCAUAUCCGUUGCUGGUUGAUCUUGCCUUUUGCCAUUGCCUCUUACUUCAUCGUCUCGUACCAGUACAAGAUUGACCCGGUCAUGGCUUUCCUCGGUUACAGCGAGUACACGUUCAUGAAUUGGUCGCCGAUUCGCGAGCCAUACGUGCGCAAACUACUGAACAAGCGGGCCACUGCCACUGCCAUGAUCGCCUUCUUUGUUGCCGCAGCGUUGAGUAUACUGUUCAUCUUUGUGCCCGGUACUAUGCUCUAAUCUCCGUAAUAUUGCGUAUACCCCUGCCGAUUUCAAUUCGAAAUCUGUUUCAAUUUCUACGGCCGCGUGAUACCGCUUUUGGGCAGCAUAUAUGUGCAUCUUGAUUCUUUCUGAGCGUUAGCCAGCGUAUCUUGCUUCUUGGGUCCAAUUCAGCGCAUGGAUAUAAAGAGAGCUUUUGCCUCCCCGAAUGGCCUCGGGGAUUCUCUUAAUGUGAGAAGGGGCAGAUACCCAGUGCUUGGAGCUCCAGAGAUGGCUGCUGUAGAGCACCCAUGCCCCUGGUCCCAUAGCAAGUGGGAUUUACAUCUGCCAACCAACUAUCCAUGGACUGGCGUGACACACCAGGUCCGUCGGGUCACGACGUUCAUUUCACACACCCUACACCUUGUGUAUAUUGGGUUUCCUUUCAUUGUUUAUUUACCUUUCUUACAUAAUACCCCUCAUCUGCUGGAUUUGCAUGUACGUUAAACGAUUUCUCUGAGGCUUUGGUGUUGUGGAUAGUCCACGGUAAUUAGAUUCUAUUAUGAUAUACUGAUGCCAUAUAUAUGUC